UAAUGUUUGGUGGUGUGUGUGUGUAGCAACAUUUAAUGAAGAGCAGCAGGAGUGCUGAACGGAGGGGACACAAGCUCGGCCUGAACCUUCAAAAAAUGCUCUGGCAUACACCAGGAUUUUCAAACAGGCACCUGUUCAAUAUGCACACAGGAUUACUGCAAUUAGAGAUCAUUCCAACCGUUUAAAAAGUAACUGUAAUGCAAAUAUAGGAGACAAGACCUUAACAGAAGUUCACAGACCAGAAAGCGAGCACUCCUCUGGCUCCACAAGAGUUGUUUAAUUGUAUGGAGCAGCCUAGAAGCUAGCACUGGAGUUCAUUUAGACACGGGGUUAACUCAGCCUGAGGGAUAAAAUGUCAAUAAACAAGAAAAAUUGGACUGCUCUCUCCAGUCUGGCAAGGCAGAGAUCAAUGGAAGAUGAUGAGGAAUUUGAAAAAGCUCGCCGGCGCCGGACCAGACUGAGUAAUUCAGCACCAAAUCAUGAAGAAAUCGCUGAAGAACAGCAUACAUCUGAAAACAGCACCCGGUUUAAUGACCAAGAAGAAACGUCAUCGCCAAGCUUGGAGGAUGAAACCGUACCAUUUGCUGAAAUGCUGAGAAGAAGAGAAGAGGACAAAAGACGCCAUCAACGAGAAACUUUGCAGAGUCUGAAAUUAGCAAAGUUCGCCUCUGAGACAGAAGUUGAAAAGGAAAGCACAGGCAAGCAGGAGAAUGAAAACCAGAAGCCAGAUAUGCAGAAAGCGGUCAAUAAUGCACAGUGGAAGAAAUCAGAUGAAGAUUGUAGAAAGAAAAUCGAUGAACUCACAAUUAAGCAGGAAAAGGAGGCCAACAACAGCGUAGCCAGGAAACAGAAUCAUUCUGGUAAAGAAAACGCCUGCAGUCAAUCACCUCUUCAAUCGCCUCUCAGUCCAGUACACACCACACGUGCUUUUAUAAGCUUAGGGAGGCCAAAAGAAGUGAAAAGUCCAACAAGGUUGAAAACACAGCUGAGUUUCGAGAAUGACAAAUGCUAUCAGCAAGAAAACAGCAGCACAUUGAUUGCAAAUGAUUGUUUCAGACCUCAGGCAAAAUCCACUGAGCCUAAAAUGGGUGAAAGAAGAGAAUGUGAACAAACAAGACAAGAGCCCCCUAAACGAGAAAGUGUCAGGAAAGCAGGUACACAGGAAGUAAAAAGAACAUCUGCUGUCAUCACACAGAUACGGCAUCAGAAAAAUGAAACCAGUAGUGAAGAUUCCAAUUCCAAUGCAGUACCCUUUUGUCGCCUCACUGCAAGAGCUACAUCAUUCAGAGUUUCAAAUUCCGAGGUGAAAAGCCAACCGUUCCAAAGAAGUGCUAGUCUAAGGAUUCCAAAAAAGAUUGAUGACAGACUUGAACAAUAUACAAAGGCAAUCCAGAGAAGUGAUAGCAGGAAAGCAAAACAAUCCCCUUCUAAUUAUCUGACCCGACCAUUAGAGGGCGUUGCAAGCAAACGAUGUGUGUUUGAGAAGGAAGAUGCUCAGGAUUCCAGUGCUCGACAUUACACAAGUAGAAAGGAAGCAGUAGGCCUUUAUGUGAGGGUUGCUGUUCGCAUCAACCAAUGGGUCACUAGAGCUCAAGAAUCCAGAAAAACAUUUGGAUGUAAGGAUAUCAGACCAGGAGAUGUAGCCAACAAACGCAAUCUGUGGGAGAACAAAGCUGAUUCUCUUGAAAAGAAGGAACUCCAUGCAAAAGGGACAGCAGCUUCACUGGGCUUUUUCACACCAUCUUAACAAGCCACCUGUAACAUGGAGUAACAUGUCAAAGUGAAAAAGGAGGCAAUUCUAUAUUCCUGGAACCAAACUGAAUUCAUAAAAUGUAACUAUUUUCCUUAAAUCUUGAAGUUGGUUAAUAUUUUACCCAGACAUGAUCAAGCUAAUUCUCCAGAAAGAGUGAUUUUACAAUAAAACUAUAAUAUUCUAAUAAAGGGAUUCAAAUGCUUUCAAAAUUGUAAUGUGACAUGAAAAACAAUACUACUGCUUUUUUUAGGUGAUUGUGUUUCAAUUUAAACCAAUGCAACAUGGGAACAAAUCAGGUUCAAAACCUUGUAAAAUAAGAGGCUUUAAAUUUUACACUUUUUUAUGUUAUAGAUGUAAUAUUAUGUUCACUGUAUUUCAGUUAUUUUCUCAAAAAUAAAUUUGAAGAAUGAUACUAGGUCUUUAAA
This is a messenger RNA of Hemiscyllium ocellatum (epaulette shark), 2178 nucleotides long. RefSeq names its product ladinin-1-like. Gene Ontology annotation, molecular function: actin binding; myosin binding; calmodulin binding. Gene Ontology annotation, biological process: muscle contraction. Bases 353 to 1747 code for a protein of 464 amino acids. The transcript has 17 exons. The record is from RefSeq and is a predicted model, not a curated record. NCBI's taxonomy places the organism in Eukaryota, Metazoa, Chordata, Chondrichthyes, Orectolobiformes, Hemiscylliidae.